Molecule: messenger RNA, 417 nt
Organism: Colletotrichum gloeosporioides
Lineage: Eukaryota; Fungi; Ascomycota; Sordariomycetes; Glomerellales; Glomerellaceae
Exons: 1
Coding region: 1-417 (138 amino acids)
Source: RefSeq, a predicted model, not a curated record
AUGAAGGUUCAACUCUUGCCGCUCGUUGCUCUCUUCGCAUCUCAGGCUUUUGCCGCGUGCGGUAGCGACGAAACCGAGCUCUUCGAUCUUCAAGUCACCGACGGAACAAACCAAUGCAGGAACUUUGGUUGCUACAAGGCCUGCACCUUCCCCGGUGGUAGCGGUUCAUGUAACGGCUGCACCCAGUCCGUUUCCACUGACACCAUUCGCCCGCUCGGCGGCAGCUACUGCUGCAAAGGGCCUCUCACUGGUUUGACAAACACUUGUGUUACAUCUUGCCCCGCAGGUAAGAGUAGCCAACCUACGGACGAAAUGCGAAUCGAAAGGUCAAAACAGGAACUAAUCUGUGGGUUUCACGCAGGAACGAACAGCAAGCGAGCGAUUACGUACAGCGAAAUGAGACCAUUUCAGGCCUGA